GUCCACUCGUGGGCUGUGCGGAGGCGAGGGCUGCAGGCUCUGUGCUCCAAGCUCCAGGCGGCGGAAGCGACGCCUCCAAUCAGGCAGCGGGCUCGCGACCCUCCGCGCGACCAGCCAGCACUGCCCGCCCCGCGGACUGACUGACGCGCCGGCUCGCCUCCGCCCCCGCGCCUGUCUCCGCCUAGUCUACCCCGGCUGGGCUCAGGCUCCGCUGCGCUUGGCUGCAGCCCUUACCAGCCCUUUCCCUACCCGCGGCAGUUCCUGCGGCGGUCUAGCUCGCUAGGCAGCUAUAAGUGAUCUCCAAGGCAGGGCCAAGGAUGAAGUGCAAGCCUAACCAGACGCGGACCUACGACCCUGAAGGCUUCAAGAAGCGCGCUGCGUGCCUGUGCUUCCGCAGCGAGCGCGAGGAGGAGGUGUUGCUGGUGAGCAGCAGCCGCUACCCCGACCGCUGGAUCGUGCCGGGAGGGGGCAUGGAGCCCGAGGAGGAGCCGGACGGCGCGGCGGUGCGCGAGGUGUUUGAGGAGGCAGGAGUCAAGGGGAAGUUGGGCCGCCUCUUGGGCGUCUUUGAGCAGAACCAGGAUCGCAAGCACCGGACCUAUGUGUUCGUGCUCACCGUCACCGAGCUGCUGGAGGAUUGGGAAGACUCGGUCAGCAUCGGCAGGAAGCGAGAGUGGUUCAAGAUCGAGGAUGCUAUCAAGGUCCUGCAGUGCCACAAGCCCGUGCAUGCCGAGUACCUGGAGAGACUGAAGCUGGGCGGCUCCCCUACCAACGGGAACUCAGCCACCCCAUCCCUGCCGGAGAGCGAGCCCUAGUGAAUGGAAUAAAUGUUGUUCAGAUUUACUUUGAAAGAAUCAAGUAUGUGAAUCCAAUGAUGAAUGGAAUUGUGAAGCACAGGUGAGCUCUUUCACAUCCACAAGAACACAGCUCAUCCUAUGCUUUUGGACACUUUUCCUGUUAACAAUGGCUAUUCUUCAGGUUGUUGCACUACCACUGUAUCUGUACAGAAUUCUAUUUGGCACCUGUGGCCUUUUUGUGCUUUUUGUCUGUACUUCCCAUCAGAUAUGACUGUGAAUGCAAAGAACUUGCUUUCUUAGUCUUUUUAUAUCUAGCAUACAUUACUUGGUGUAUGGUAGGCAUCACUGAAUAUUUGUUUAAUAUUUUGUAAUGAUAACGAAUGGUGAAACAUCCCUCUUCUAAUCUCUCUAGCAUAUAUGUGGCUUUUGUAUAUCAGGUAUCACACAACUAUUUCAAGGCAGCUGUGAGAUAGUAGCAAAAAUUCUUAUUCAUAUGUCUGUGUUAUCCCAGACAUUAUGUACCUCUUACAUUUGCCAAAUUUUUGAACCUAAAUUUAACUGUGCCUCUAGACAUAACUUCUCCUCUAUAGAAAAUACAGGAGACAGAGAAACAGUUUACUGUAUAUCAAACAGAUGAGAGUCAUAGAAUCCUGACUUCAAGAAAACACAGGACAGAUGAUCCAGUUUCUUCAUUAUGUAAGUCACAAGGAUAAAAGGAAAAGGUAGAGGCUGAACCUGUGGUCUGAGAAAGGUUUCAGAGAGUGUUUGUAAUUGUAUGGCUCUUUUUGGGAUCGUGAUUUGAUCAAAGUAUAAGAUGAGUGAAUGUAUCAGACAGAAUAGUUGAACAUUAGCUGGAUAUUUUCACAUUGAUUAUUAUAAUACGGUUGUUAUAUUGGAAUCAAGAAUUCUUAUCUGCAUUCAAAUAUUUAUAGUUGAAGUGAUAUAAUGUCUGGGAUUUGCUUCAAAAUACGUCUAGAUAAUAAAUACACUGGACAUACUCAAACAAGAUUGGCCUUUAAGAUUGUUGAAGCUGACUGAUGAUUAAAUGAUGUUCAUUAUAUAUGUUCAUCUCUGCUUUUGUAUGUUUGACAUUUUCCAUAAUAAAAGGUUAGUCAAAACCAUUGGAAAUGUUGGCA
Messenger RNA from Psammomys obesus (fat sand rat), 1930 nucleotides. RefSeq names its product diphosphoinositol polyphosphate phosphohydrolase 3-alpha. The coding region runs from base 318 to 812 and encodes 164 amino acids. Gene Ontology annotation, biological process: diadenosine pentaphosphate catabolic process; diadenosine hexaphosphate catabolic process; diphosphoinositol polyphosphate metabolic process. Gene Ontology annotation, cellular component: cytoplasm; nucleus. Lineage: Eukaryota; Metazoa; Chordata; Mammalia; Rodentia; Muridae. The record is from RefSeq and is a predicted model, not a curated record. Gene Ontology annotation, molecular function: bis(5'-adenosyl)-hexaphosphatase activity; bis(5'-adenosyl)-pentaphosphatase activity; diphosphoinositol-polyphosphate diphosphatase activity. The transcript has 2 exons.